Diaporthe citri is the source of this 7932-nucleotide messenger RNA. RefSeq lists its product as uncharacterized. Gene Ontology annotation, molecular function: 3-oxoacyl-[acyl-carrier-protein] synthase activity; fatty acid synthase activity; phosphopantetheine binding. The transcript has 9 exons. Lineage: Eukaryota; Fungi; Ascomycota; Sordariomycetes; Diaporthales; Diaporthaceae. The record is from RefSeq and is a predicted model, not a curated record. Gene Ontology annotation, biological process: fatty acid biosynthetic process; proteolysis; secondary metabolite biosynthetic process. Bases 1 to 7932 code for a protein of 2643 amino acids.
AUGACAACUUUCUCAACUCUUCCUUCUACACUGGUCUUUGGACCGCACAAUGAGUUUCCCCCUGAAGGGAUACUUGAAGACUUACGACAAGAGCUCAAUACCAAUGAUCGACUAGCAGCUCUGAGAGAUGCCGUGAGCGACCUGCCCCGAUUCUGGAGAAGCCUUCUGAACUUCGACCCGGAGUUGCGUCAGGUUCCCGGGGAAAGCUUCCUAGGCCAACUCAAGCAGUGGCUAAGAGACGGCGGCUCCCUUCCAUACCACCAUGGCGACGCACCUAACCAUUACGGUCUCGCAGUCACUGUUCUCCUUCAGAUGAGCCAGUAUUCCCGCUACCUGGACCACCUAGGAAAUGAUAGCCAUAUUCAGAUCCUAAGAAGCGUCAACUCUGGUGGAAUCCAGGGGUUCUGCGCUGGAUUCCUCUGUGCUGUCGCCGUGGCAAGCGCAGCCACUGAAGCCGACAUUGGCGUCACUGCGGCUGUUGCACUGAGACUGGCUGUAUGUAUAGGCGCAUAUGUUGACCAGGAUGGCAUCUACGCCCAAAAGCACGAGCAAUACUCGUGUGUUGCUCUUCGCUGGAAGGAGAUCGACUCUGACAGCAAGGCUGAAGUCGCCAGAAUCAUUCAGUCGUUUCCAAAGGCCUACAUAUCCAGUGUCAACGAUGAAGCGUGCGUGACGGUAACUCUGAGAUCGGCUGAUGUGGAUGAGUUGAAUGAAAGGGCUCGCAUCGUCGGCCUUCGCUCAAAGACCGUCUCAGUGCGUGGCCGUUUCCACACCUCUGAACAUUCGAAUGCGGCGGCAAAACUCGCAGAGCUGGUCUUGCAGUCUGAAGACCUGAGACUGCCAGAUGUAGAGAUGCUUUCUGCACCUCUACGGUCCGCAGUUGACGGCAGAGUCAUCACCCAAGGCUCCCUGGUCCAACAUGUCCUGGACAACACGCUCCUGAAGGCUGUGGACUGGAAUCAAACACUCAGAUCUUCCGUUGGUCAGCUGGGCCGGGACAGGAAGACGGCGGCAUUUGCUGGGUUUGGGCAUCAUAUUCCCCCAUCUCUUGCCCUGGACUCAUCUCUCGAGAUCUUCACUCUGAGCAAAUUGGGAGCGACAAAGGCCAAUGGGCUCCCUAAUGGAUCCCAUAACCGGCCCGAAUAUCCUCCGCACUCCAUCGCUGUCGUGGGCAUGGCCGGCAGAUUUCCUGGUGCGGACUCGGUCGACGAGCUUUGGGAUCUGAUACUCGAAGGAAAGACGACAGUCGAGCCAGCACCGGUUGAGCGAUUGAAUUUAUCGCAAGCUGGCGACUUUGCAAAUACAAAGUGGUGGGGCAACUUCAUCCGGGACCCUGAUGCAUUCGACCACCGCUUCUUCAAGAAGUCUUCUCGUGAAGCUCUUGCUUGGGACCCACAACAGAGGAUCCUGCUCGAGGUCGUUUACACGGCUUUGGAGUCGGCAGGAUACUUCGGGCCUUCUUCGACAAAUGAACCACAGGACUACGGCUGUUACAUUGGAGCGUGCAUAAGCAAUUAUUACGACAACGUUUCUUGUCAUGCUCCCACCGCGUACGCUACCAUGGGAACAACGCGAGGUUUUAUCAGCGGUUGCAUGAGCCACUACUUUGGUUGGACAGGCCCCUCUUUGACCAUCGAUACCGCAUGCUCAUCCUCGCUCGUCGCUAUCAACACCGCAUGUCGGGCAAUCUGGUCUGGCGAGUGCUCCCGUGCCGUCGCUGGUGGCACCAACGUCAUUUCCAGUCCCUUCGACUACCAAAACCUGUCUGCGGCAGGCUUUCUCAGCCCGACUGGGCAGUGCAAGCCUUUCGACUCGGCCGCUGACGGGUACUGUCGAGGUGAGGGAGUAGCAGUCGUGGUUCUCAAGCGGCUGUCCGAUGCUAUCAAAGACGGAGACAACGUACUCGGCGUCAUCUCCGGGUCCGCGGCGAACCAGAAUCACAACGACAGCCUGAUCACGGUCCCCCAUUCAGGCUCUCAGUCUGAGCUUUACAGAGACGUGUUGAAGCUCAGCGGCCUUCGCCCAGAGUCUGUGUCGUACGUCGAGGCACACGGCACCGGCACGGGCGUGGGCGAUCCUGUCGAGGCUCGCAGCAUCCGUGAUGUUUUUGGCGGCCCUCAGCGAGACUCGGUCCUCCAUUUCGCGUCUAUAAAGGGGAAUAUAGGACAUACCGAAGGGACCGCUGGUGUCGCCGGCCUCAUCAAGGUGCUGCUGAUGAUGAAGCACAACUUGAUCCCCAUGCAAGCCAGCCACAGCACAAUGAAUCCCAAAAUACCACCGCUUGGCCCGGACAAGAUGGUAAUUCCCCGCAACGUUGUCUCAUGGGACUCUCCGUUCCGUGCUGCAUGCGUCAACAGCUAUGGAGCUGCUGGAUCGAAUUCGGCCUUGAUGGUCCUUGAAAAGCCAUCUUGCGAGACUCCAACGAGUCUCCCUAGUGCGUCUCGAUGGCCCCUGAUGAUCUCAGCCGGUUCUGCGAGCAGCCUUGCUACGUACAGUGGAAAGCUCCUUAAUUGGCUUCAGGACGGCAAAGUAAAGACCCAGGAUUUCUUGGCAUCUUUGGCCUUCAACCUUGCUGAUCGGGCCAAUCAUGCACUGCCGCACACCCUCGCGACAUCCGUGAGCAACAUCCAAGACCUUGCUUCUAAGCUUGAAGCAGCGGCAUCACAGUCUGCCACUAGUUCAUUGAUCACGGAGAGCCCUAAGCCUGUGAUUCUUGUGUUCGGAGGCCAGGAGAGCGACUUCAUCGGCCUCUCAGAAGACAUCUACCAUUCAUCGAAGGUGUUCCGUCACCAUCUGGAUACUUGCGACAGUCUCUUUGUUUCCAAGGGUCUGGACAGCUUCCUCCCUGUCAUAUUCCAACACAAACCCAUACAAAACCUGGUCACGUUGCACUCGGCCCUUUUUGCCACCCAAUACGCCUCUGCUAAGGCGUGGAUGGACAGUGGGCUGAAUGUCAGCGCCGUCGUUGGCCACAGCUUCGGCCACUUGGCCGCACUGUGCAUCUCUGGUGUUCUUUCUCUCCCCGAUGCCGUCACGCUGGUCGCGGGCAGAGCGGCACUCAUGAUGAAACAUUGGGGUGAUGAGCCAGGAAGCAUGAUGUUCUUGCAGGCAGAUCGCCAGACCGUCGACCAAGCGCUGCAGUCGUUGAACGACCACAAUGCAGAUAGCUAUGCUGAGGUCGCCUGCUGCAACGGCCCAAAGAGCCACGUUGUGGUGGGCUCUUCAACAGCGAUUUCUGCACUGGAACAGCACAUUGCGAACACGCCUGCACUUCGGGAUACAGUUCGCACCAAGAGGCUUCAAGUAACGCACGGCUUUCACUCAAGAUUUACUGAGCCCAUGCUACCUCACCUGAGUGAUUUGGCCAAGACGUUGGCAUGGAGGAGGCCAGAAAUCCACCUUGAAACCUGCGAUGAGGACGAAAGCAUUUCGGAGCCCGACUUUAGGAGUGUUUCGGAGCACACGAGACGGCCCGUCUUCUUCAAACAGGCGGUUGAAAGACUCAGCGACCGGUUCUCACAGAGCACAUGGAUUGAGGUUGGCCGCGGCUCAUCCGUAAUACAGUUGGCAAAAGGUUCUGUGCCAAGCGUCCAGGGGCACAGCUUCUUAUCACCACAGCUGACUACGCCCGACGCGCCUGGCUCUUUGACGAAUGUAACGGUCGACCUCUGGAAGGCUGGAUACUCCGUGCAGUACUGGCCAUUCCACAGAAGCCAGAAGCAAGAGUAUGCGCACCUGAGCCUCCCACCGUAUCAAUUCGAAAAGACUCGCCAUUGGCUUCCAUUCACAGGAAACCGCGCCGAGAAGAAAGUGGAGGCAGUGCCUGAAACCAAGCCAGGAGAGGCGCACGAGAUUCUGUCUUUCAUCCGCUUCGAUGACAGCCUGCAAAAAGAGGCAGUGUUCCGGAUCGAUCCCGAAGCCGAGCGCUUCAAGGUCAUGCUGGCCGGGCAUGUCAUGGCCGGGCAGGGGCUGUGUCCAGCGUCCUUGUACUAUGAACUUGUCUCCCGGGCAGCCAUGUUCCUCGAACCAGAAGCAGAGGUGUCAACUCAUGUGCCGACUGUCAACGACCUUACCAUGAAGUCCCCUAUCGGCGGAGAUGCCAGUGUUGAGAUCAGACUCAAGCUGAAGCGUGUCGAUGGGCUUCGUCCCUCGUGGCAAUUCUCAAUCACCACCCGAUCCAGCGUCAAUCCCUCGGCAGAUCCCUUCGAGGUUACCACGGGCCAAGUCUCCCUCAAGAGGAGAGAUGACGCCCAGGCUGUCAGCGAAUUCAAGAGGUUCGAGUCUUUGACGGGCAGUCGUCGAGUCGAAGAGGUGCUUAGGCACCCGGAUGCCGAGAAGAUGCAAGGCAAGCACAUAUAUCGUGCUUUCACCACUGUUGUUUACUACGGACCAGAUUUCCGGGGUAUCAAGCAAAUAGCCAGCGUGGGCAUGGAAGCCGCCGGGAAGGUCGUCAUCACCCCUGACAUGGACGGCCCGGCAGACCAGCGUCUCUGUGACACCCCGAUGACUGACAGCUUCAUGCAGUUCGCCGGGUUCCUGGUGAACUACUUUAACAACCCAAGCCUGGAAGAUGUCCUCGUCUGCGGGAAGAUCGAACACAUCGAAAUAGGCGGUAGCUUCAACCCGGACGCAGGGGAAUGGGUCGUGUACGCCAACAUGACGGAGGGCGGCGAGACUGACAUGUCUGCUGAUGCGUACAUCUUCGAGGCUGAGAGCAAGAAGAUGGUCAUGGCAGUGUUUGGUUUGCGAUUCAACAAGAUGCCGCAGGCAUCACUUGCACGGAUCUUGCGGAGUGUCAACAAGGCCGCAGAACCAACCGCAACAGGCCCUCACAAGCGUGUGGCAACUGCGGUUGACGUGCCAGUCACGCCUACUCCGGCUGCAUCGAGCAAGAAAUCUUCCAGCAAGCGUUUAGAGCUAUUUCAGCUCCUAUCCAGUAUCACCGACUUUCCGCUGGAAGAGCUGAAGGACGGCACGACGCUGGAUGACCUCGGGAUUGACUCGCUCAUGGCCACCGAAGUGCUCAACAAUAUUAGAUCUGUCUUCGGUGUGACCAUCGACCUGACCAGCUUCCUGUUCUUCGCCGAUCUUGGGGCUCUUGCCGCUCACGUCGACGAGAAGCUGGGUCUCACCGGUCAGGACGAUGCCUCGGACGCCGUUCCGACGCCCGCAUCCUGGGACAUGGUUUCCACGCGUUCCUCGAGUCCAGAGCUGAUCAAGUCGGACGAAGACACGCCCAAGACAAGCUCGACCGCCACCUCAUUAGCUUCCUCGACUCCGGCCAAGUCAGGGCCAGCGAUGAAUGUGGAACGGCCCACCAUCACUUCUGCAGCCGGUGCGUUUCAGGAGAUAAGGCUCCGCUACGACCAACUUGCCGAGGGUUCCAAAGCCCUGGAAUUCUGGUCUCAAGCGUACCCACACCAGGCACGCCUAGUCCUGGCGUAUGUCGUGGAAGCGUUUGCGAAGCUGGGGUGCGACAUGAGGAAGCUGUCUUCGGGUGAUGACAUUCCUGAAGUGCGGGCAUUAGACAAACACAAACGGCUCAUCCGCCAACUGUUCCGGGUCCUCGAGCACGGGAAGCUCAUUUUCCCGUCCACGGAUGAAUCAUUCGCACGAACAGACACACCAGUGGAUCCUCUCGAUGCCGAAUCUAUUUACCAACAGAUCAUUGACCUCUAUCCUCAGCACGCGAGCGUGAACAAAUUGGUGCGUAUCGUCGGAUCCAAGUUAGCUGCCUGUUUGGUCGGCGAAACGGAUGGAAUACAGACGGUCUUUGGUAAUAAAGAGGCCAAGAAGAUAUUGGAAGACAUAUACGAAUUCUGGCCGCUGUUCCGGACGCCAACUCUGGUCCUUGGGGACUUCAUGACCAAGGCCUUCACCAGCGCGACUGGCAGCGGAAAAUUCAAGAUCCUGGAAGUUGGAGCCGGAACGGGAGGCACGACUCGAUACAUCAUCAACCAUCUCAAAAGCCAUGGGAUCCCAUUCGAGUACGUUUUUACCGAUGUGUCGUCGUCGCUCGUGGCCGCCGCGAGGCAGCAAUUCAAGGGAGUUGAGGGCAUGUCUUUUGAGGUCCUCGACAUCGAGCAGGCACCGAAGCCAGAGCAUGAUGGCGCGUUCCACUGCAUCCUCGCCACCAACACCAUCCACGCAACCAGAAACCUCGACGUUUCCCUCCGCAACCUACGGAGCAUGCUCCGUGAAGACGGGGCGCUGACGCUCGUCGAGAUCACGAGGCAGGUAUUCUGGCUGGACGUGGUAUUCGGCCAGUUCGAAGGGUGGUGGCUGUUUGAAGACGGGAGGUCCCACGCCCUGAUCGACGAGCAGUGGGAGAGCCGGAUGCGGGCGGCUGGUUUCAACGAGGUGCAGUGGUCGGACGGCGCAUGCCCCGAGUCAAAGACGGUGCGUCUCAUCGGUGCAUUUCCGUCCAAGAAGGCUGUGAAGAAGACGGCAAAUAUCAAGGCCGCCCUCGAGACGGUUGUCUACAAGCGGAUAGGUGAGUUGGAUGUCCACGCCGACGUGUACUAUCCCGCCGCCGGAGAGCUCCCCAAGGGGAAAAUGCCAGUUGCCUUGAUGAUCCACGGUGGCAGCCACAUCAUGUUCACUAGGAAGGACGUACGGCCACCCCAGACACGACUCCUUCUCGAGAGGGGAUUCAUCCCAGUUGCCCUAGACCACAGACUUUGCCCUGAGGUUUCGCUCUCCGAAGGUCCGAUGGUGGACGUCUGCGACGCCCUCGAAUGGGCCCGUAACACGCUGCCUAAUAUCCGACUGAAAAGGGCAGGCCUGCAGGUCGACGGCGACAGGGUAGUGGUAGUGGGGUGGUCGUCUGGCGGACAGCUCGCCAUGUCAACGGCAUGGACAGCACCCCAGCGUGGCUUGCGCCCACCGGAGGCGAUCCUUGCAUUCUACUGCCCCACGAACUACGAGGAUGAAUGGUGGAGAAAUCCGAUCCAGCCCGUCGGGGCCGAAGACACGGGGAUGGAGUACGACGUGCUCGAGGCCGUGCAGGACAAGCCUAUUACAAACUACGGCCUCGUAGGCGCCUGGGAACCACUCUCCGAUCCACGAAUCUUGACAGACGCGCGCUGCCGCAUCGUGCUUCAUAUCAACUGGAAGGCCCAGACGCUCCCCAUCAUCACCGGCGGGCUUCCGAGCAGGAAGGAGGCCAACAAGUCUCCCGACAAGACCAAUUGGCAUGCUCUCCCCCAGCCAUCGCUGGAAAAGAUCAGGGCUGUCAGUCCGAUGGCUCACGUUCGUGCGGGGAACUACAAGACGCCUACGUUCUUGAUUCAUGGGACAGCCGAUGAUCUGAUCCCUUGGCAACAGAGCCAGGGCACAUACGAGGCCAUGGUGGAGAAAGGAAUCCCCGUCGAGCUGGCCCUUGUUGAAAGCGCUCCACACAUCACCGAUCUAAGCAGCAAUCCCGAUUCAAAGGGAUGGCAGGCGGCCGUUCGGGGUUCAACCCUCGGUUCUAGUCCCAUUGACUCAGCAAACGCAAACAUCAUGCAGUUCAAGCUCUCUCCCAUCGUGGCCUUGCUGCUGCUCCUCUUCGCUGGCAACGCCUUGGCCAACUACGGCUGCUAUGGCGGCGGCAAGACUUGGAGUGACAUUGCAAACGACGAUGAGGUCAACGACGCCUUGGCUACCCUCUGCGGGAAGCUUUCUGGAAGCUACAUGUUCUACGUCGAGAACGCGCACUGCCAGAAUGUCAACGGUUAUGGCAUCCACGGCUCCAUCCUCGUUACAGAUGGCCCACACGGCAAACUCGGCGCGGACGUGAGCCGGGAAGCCUGCAUGGAUGUGGUCAAGCAGGUCAAGGACAAGUGCCCACACGGUGGCGAUCGUGGACGACUCGUGUCCCACCCCAACAACUACGGAGGUGACUGGUUCAGGGCCAAUGUCAUCCUUGAUCCGGAUUCGGGCGGCUGUUGA